Molecule: messenger RNA, 2553 nt
Organism: Trichoderma harzianum CBS 226.95
Lineage: Eukaryota; Fungi; Ascomycota; Sordariomycetes; Hypocreales; Hypocreaceae
Exons: 2
Coding region: 1-2553 (850 amino acids)
Biological process (GO): positive regulation of transcription by RNA polymerase II; SREBP signaling pathway
Molecular function (GO): protein dimerization activity
Source: RefSeq, a predicted model, not a curated record
AUGCCCCCUCAUCUUCAGUACGGCUCUCCCAAGAGCGCCUCCAGCCCUGAGUCGGCCAAGACUGGAGCUGCCUCGUCGCCAGACAUCUCUGGUGGCUCUCAAAAGGAUUCCAGGAAGCGUAAGAUUCCUGCCGACGAAGACGACGAUGACGAUCUUCUCGAGGAGGGCGGUAAGCCCAUCAAGAAGACGGCUCACAACAUGAUUGAGAAGCGCUACCGGACCAACAUUAACGACAAGAUUGCUGCCUUGAGAGACAGCGUCCCCAGCCUGCGCAUCAUGAGUAAGAGCGCCAGGGGAGAGGACACGACCGAGGACCGUGAGGAAUUACACGGCCUUACACCCGCACACAAACUCAACAAAGCGACUGUUUUGAGUAAAGCGACUGAAUAUAUACGACACCUGGAGAAGAGGAAUAACCGAUUACUGGAUGAAAACAGCGCUAUGCACCAAAGAAUCGCCGCCUUUGAGAAACUGUUCAUGGCUGGAGCUAUGAACGGCUCUAUGCCUCCAAUGCAGCAGCCCACGCCGAUACAGUAUCCCCAAGAUGGCCAGUCGCAGCAACAAUCACAGCAGCAACAGCAACAGCAACAACAGCAGUCUCAAAUGUCACAAUCCCCGCUGGACGCUCAAGGCCAAGAAUCUGGCGGCAUGCCCAAUGGGAUGAUUGAUGUUCCAGAGGACAUGAAACGAAUCCUCUCCCAGAUGCCCGGCCAGCCAUAUCCCGUCCCCCAGCAGCUAUUUCGGUCCAACCCGACCGUGGUUGGUCAACAACAGAUUCGGCCGAUGCAGCAACAGCAGCAACAGCAGCAGCAGCAACAGGGCCAGCCCGGAUGGAGCGCAAGCCCCUACUUUGGUAAGCUGAUGGUGGGCUCGCUCGCCGGCCUGAUGAUAUUGGAAGCGGUUCGAGAAGAGGAAACGAGCAAUGAAGAGCCUCAGGGCCGCGGACUGUUUGCUCUGCCCGUGCAGCUUCUCAGGCAUAUGCCAUCUCACUUCAAUGUAGGGUUGGCAGGGUAUCAAGCCGACAUUUCCAUUAAGUUUAUGCUUCUUUUCGGCCUUGUUUUGUGGGUUUUCAUCCCUUCACUGUUCUCGGCAAUGGACCGAAAGCCCAAGAAGCAGCAAUCCACUGAUCUACAUCCCGCCCCUUCACUGGCUUCUCCCAUUAGUGUCCGUCGCCGCGCUUGGGAGACUGCAAUCCAAACUGUUUGGGUGCCUCAUCACAACUUCUUCCUCGAGGCGGCCGCGCUGAUGCUCAAGACACUGAAGCUUAGCGUACGCAACGUCUUUGGCAUCCACGCCUAUCAACUGUUGACCGGGUUGACUCCUGACCAAGAAGUGGCCCGAGUCCGUGCCUGGGCUACUGCUCUCGACGCACAGCUUACCGGAGGAGAUGCGGAGAUUUGCAUGAGCCGCCUCAUCCUGACGCUGUUGGCGUCUGGCACCGUGCCCAAUACCCCCAGCGGUCUGAUGCUCAAGGCACUCCACGUUCGAGUCCUUCUGUGGGACUUGAGCCAGAAAUGGUAUCAACUUGGUUUGGUCAACUUUUUCGCUACCAAGGUUGCACAACGGCAGUGGAACGCAGCUCGUGACCUAAAUAACAGACUAAUCAAUGACCUACAAGAAGACGAGAUUCUGGAGAUGCAGCGAGCAGGAUACGUAUUACCAGAUCACCUGGCUGCCUUGGUCGAACAGGAGUGUGACGCCGUUCUCACCGCCACCGUCAUUCAACGAGCCCACAACCUGGCUUUUAACAUGGAAACGACACACAACUCGGCCCCGAUUGAUGGCAUGGACUCGGUAGUCGAUGACACGGCGAUUGGGUCCCCGAUGGAUGCUCUUGCCGCCUGGUGGUCAACAUCCAAGGUGCACGACGUUUUGACGACAACAUUAUAUGGUGAUGAGGAGGCGUCAGAAGACGUAGUAAUGAACCUGGCCGUCAAAGUCGCACCAUUAGGCUCAAAUGCUCGAGCACGGGCAAUCCUGGCUCGUUCUGUCCUCGCGUACAAAUCCCGUGGAGACAACAUUGCUGCUGCUGUUCAGGUCCUCCGGGUCGAUACUGGUAGCAACGGCCUGAUGAACCCCAUGGCACUGACUUGUUCCGAGCCGAAUCCUUAUACCGGCCUUGCACCGAUUCCUCUUCAAGCAGACGUUGCAGAUCCCGACCUUCAGCUUUGCCUUCGCUGUGCGGUUGCUACAGCUCACCUCAAACGACUGGGUGGCGAUGCCAGCACGAAACAAUAUGUCCGCACCUCGAUCGAAAAAGUGAUUGACUUGACAACAAAAACACGAAUGACGCUGUUGAGCUUUACGUCGGUCAUGGAAGUUUUGGAGCAAAUCCUAGCCCAUAAAGAUACUACAAACAACUUUGCACCCCUGGUGGAGAGACUAGCAGCCAUAUUGCGUCUUUGGAUGGGUAGCGAACUAGCAUUAAAUUGCGGUGUACCUCCCGACCUUCAGGAAAAAGUUAUCAAUAAAUGUCUGGGCAUUACAAAGAGGCUAGUGGGCAUGGAGGUAGAUACAGGCUACGACAGCAUGACAGACGACGAAGGAUUCUGA